Besnoitia besnoiti is the source of this 4914-nucleotide messenger RNA. RefSeq lists its product as uncharacterized. The transcript has 2 exons. NCBI's taxonomy places the organism in Eukaryota, Apicomplexa, Conoidasida, Eucoccidiorida, Sarcocystidae. The record is from RefSeq and is a predicted model, not a curated record. The coding region runs from base 1 to 4914 and encodes 1637 amino acids.
AUGGCGGCUUCUCGGAGCCACCUGGCUGCCGUUGCCACAAAGGCGAAAAAAUUUGACUUCAGUGGACAGGGACCUAGAGAGUUGGCGCAUGUUGGCGACUCGCCGUCUUUCACUGUCCUUCGGAAACUCUGUCGAACUCGCCAAGGCCUGGACAGGCUCCUUGCAUCCUACCGCGCGACUCAGCCUGCCUCUUUGCCUCAGCCCUCUUCCGCUGCAUCUUUCCACGACCCCUCGCUGGGGAGUGCCGAUUCCUUCAGAUAUCCCGGCAGGGAAACUCUUAUCUGCUCGCCCGACGCACUCGCCGUCGUCGCGCAUGCUCUCUGUCGCACUCAACUGAGCCAACAGUCUCCACCCUCCCCCAACGCAGUUGGCUCACACUCAUCGUCUUAUCUGCUAAAACGAGCGAAGCUUCUUCGAGGAAGUGUAGAGGCCGCAAAUGAGAAAAGAGCAGGAUGGACUAAACGCAGCUCGAACGCAGAUGCCGGCAAGGACUCGCGCGCGGACCUCUCUGCUCUUCGGCGUUGCCAAUCGUCAUCGUCUUGGACUGCUUCCUCUCAUGCGUCCUCUUCUUCAUCUACCUCACGCUCGCCUGCCUCGCCGUGCUCUCUGCCGUCUUCCUGCCCCCCCCACUUUUCGUCGAACUCCUCUCUCCCGGCGUACGGGUUACCUGCUGCGCCUGACUCGAAUACAGCUAAACCCGAGACCAGCUCCGGCCGCAAGGGAGCAAGAGGGGGGAACUCGAUUGCCAUCGAAGGCGAGUGUGGCAGCAACGACAGUGAUGUGCUAGCGACCAGCAUUCAGCACUUGCGAGGCUUCUUCCACUCCCCGCCGACGGCCUUCUUGUCGCCUUUAGCGUCGCACUUCCUCGUAGACCAGGCCCUCAGGCUCAUCGGGAAGGACGCUGGAAGCGAGCGGGAGACGCAGCGCCGUUCUGCGGCUCCCUCUUCACCGUCAGCGCCCCCUGUAUGCCCUGUUGAGCCUCACAGCCCCAGUGACGCGCAGAGUCCGCUGUGGCCUCCCCGAAGUACGUUCACUUCGUUCUCACCAGCAAACUACUCCUUCAUUCUCUUCUCGCUGUCGUUUUCCGCCUCGCAUUGCCUCAGCAGUGAGGCCGCUCUCCGUCUUCUGCAUCCCCUUCCUACUCUGCUGCCUCACUUCUCGCUCCUCGAUGUGUCUCAAGCGGUCUCCUUUCUCUCCCAGCUUCCUCGUCUCGUGCAGCAGAAGCUCCCAAGACGCACGACAGAGCCUCCGCUGGUGGUGGCUCGCGGCCUUCGGAACCAACCAGUCUACAGGGUUGCAUUUUCUCCUGGAGGACCAAUUACAACAGUUUCGUUGUCUCGUGCUGUAUCCCUACCUGCUCCGACUGCCUCCGCUGGAUCUCGCUCGCUCUGUAAAACCCGCGACAAGCCUUCGUCUUUGAGCGCACCUCCGCCGGCUCCGUCGAGCCCUCCGCGCUUGCCGCCGCCAGGGGCUGGGGCUUCCGUGGCUUGUCUUGUGGAAGUCGCAGAGCACGCCCCGGUCACUUUAGACGGCCUGUUGUCUCUCUUGGCGUCGCGGCUCUCUCCGGGGGUUUCCGCGACUGCAUGUUCGCCUCUGCUUCCGUUCGACCCGGAGGCUCCACACGUGCCGAUUGACGCCGUGAAGCACCUCGCUCUGAUUCUGUCUGCGUUUUCCAACCGCCACUACGCUCUCGCACCCACACUGCUUUCUCAUUGUCUCACGUCUCUUUUCCGAGAUGCUGCGGACGCCCCUCCGCGAAUCUGGCAGCCGAGACGCUUGACGUCAGCUCCGAAGUCGGGGCGCACUCAGCGAUGUGAACAGGGGGGACGACGAGAAGGAGAAACUACAGACAGGCCGCGCAGCCCCGCACAGAGCGAGUCAGACGGUCACAAUGCAGAAGCCUCUCGCAGCACAGGAAGUCCCACGAAGGACAGCCGUUCUUCUUCUGGACUGUGGAGCUCCCUUGCAGGAGCUGAAUGCGAAGGGAGGCAGGAUGCUGUGAACUCAGCCGCAGAGGGCCUAGUGGUGUCCGCCCCCUCAGCGGCCUCGCAGAAUGCUGCGAAGCAGCCUUCGAUUCUGUUCGGGAACCCAUGGCAACUUGCAGAAGACGCGCUUUCUUUCCCAGUAGCUGCAAAGUUCUUCCUCGCCUUCGCGACGCAGUGUCUGUUUCAAGUCCAUGCAACGCUUUUGCAGGAAUGCGGAACGAAUUACCACGUGGACGCCGCGCGGCGUGGCUCUGCCUGUCUUAGAUCUUCAGUGUCGUCGUCUCCUACAGUGUCCUCCUCAUCGGCGUCCGUUUUCCACUCGCCUGCUUCUUCCGCCUCUCUUCAGCGGCCCGUUUUUUUCUCUCCGUCACUCUCGCCUCUGUCUAGCCCUUCGCCUGCCGAUAGUCCUGCGAGCGGGUCUCCGCUAGGCUCUGAAGCACCAACGGGCUUUUCUGCGAGCCGUUCUCGUCCUUUCUCUACGCCUCGAGCUGCUGGUUGUGCGCUUGCUGAGAGCGUAGCGGCUGGCAUUGCUGCCUCAUUAGCUCUGUCCUCCGAGGAGCGGCACGGGUUUCUUUUUUCCCGAGUUGGCACGAUCGAGCUGAGCGAAACUCACAAGGCGGAAGGCAGACGCACUGCUCUCCAGGCGGAGGCACUAAUGCGCUUCCUACUGGUCGCAUCUGCAGAUCCUGCGGAUGGCGAAGCUAUCGCGGACUGUCUCGAUGCAGUGGCGACUUUGGACGUAGCCGUCAGGCUGAUUCAGCUUUCCUUGAAUUCAGCUAACCAGAAAUUAUGUCCUGCGUCACACCUCGCGGCGUAUGCUACCUUCCAUCCUCGGGCUCCGGGUCCGGUGGGUUCACCUUCGUCUUUCGCACAUUCGCGCGUGUCAACUGUUUCUUCGUCUGUCUCGUCAUCGUCGCUGACGUCUUCCCUCUCCCCUUCCGCUCCGUCCGCCCUUCCGAUCUCCAGCUUUUUCGCCCCUCCACUGCCGUCUGCCGCUCCCUCAUCCCCUUUGCCAGGCUCAGUUUCCUUCCCCUCGUCCACACGCAGCUUCCCCGACUGCUCGCCAGACGACAUGCGGCACAUCGCUUGCCUUGGAGCUGAAGCAGAAGCCUCUUUCGAGGGGAAAGCGGAGGCAAAGCAGCCGGAACUGCCAGCCGACGGAGAACUGGGAAAGGCCCGGUGGGUCGCGGCUGUCUGUCAGAAACUCGCGCAGGCAGGUGAUAUGUUGAGCAAGCAGGGGCGACCUCACCGACGGAAAUGUCACAGCAUGAGACAGGAAAAAGGGGGUAUGGGCGGCGGCUCCGCGUCUUCACCCGCGACAGGUGGGUGUUCUCCGGCGCGCCCCUGCCCUGCUGGGGUUGCAUCUGCUGGCACAUCCCCGCUUGCUUCCUCCUUCACCUCGCCUCGUGUGGCUCCUCGAUUGCCUCUGCAGUCUGCGCCCGAGGUCGCUUGCCACCGCUGGCCCCCUCACUGUUUCCUCCCCUUCCUGCGAGGCCGCUGGCAACUGCGCCUGGACACGAAGCCGUUGCUUCUCUGCUCGCUUCUACGCGCUUGGGCGGAAGACCCCAACUGGUCGACUUCCGCACUCUUCCAUCUUGUCUUCGAGGCUUCUUCACUUGCAACUCCUGCCGUUUCUCUUGGGGACACUGGGCUCCGUGGGGCGACUCGGCUGUGCGAGAUGCGUUCCGUAGCCUCUGGGUGUGAAAGUCUGGAGACACAAAUGCCAGCCGCCGCGCCUGAGGGCGCAGACAGACAGACGCGGCGUGGCGAUGCGAAGACGCUGGAGGCACAACAAGCGCCACACGGCCGGAAGUGCAGCCGCACUGGCGAAGCAGGGCUCGAGAAUGAGAUCUUGCGUGUGCAGACAAUACAGACGCCGUCGGCGAAUCAGACUGACGAAAAAAACACAGUCGAGCAGACAAAUGUAGGGCGAGCUCUGGACGCCGAUUCGUACCUCAGCAAUACAAGCGGUGGUAUGCGAAGCGGUGCAUUUUUCGCGCUUCUGAAUGCCAUUAAGGACCGCUUGCCGGCCGCGAAUACGGAAGACAACGAGGCUUGCGGGAAGCCCAGACAACGUGACAUGGCGAAAAGGGAAGGCAACAAUAAAUAUGGUACCCCAGCGAGGAAAUCAAGCCAGAAAUGUCCCGACAGAGAGAGGAAUAACGACCUUUCUGUUGGAAUCGAAGAACGCGCCGAGUCUAUUGAAACUCCGGACAAGGCUCUGGAGGCCGACUCUUCUUCCGCGUUGUCUCCCGUACUCCUUGCCUCGCCUUCGGCUGCCCUUCCACCUUCCGAUCAGUCUCAGCUUUCAUCUAACUCUUGGAGCCCUUUGUCUUCAUAUCCUCGUCCCUCGUUUGUUCUGUCCUUCUCUGCCGACGAACGAAGUCGGCGACCGGAAGGAACAUUCCUUCCUGCAGAGGUGGGUGCUCUUCUCGUCAGCGUAGUUUCUACUCGUUUCACCUUUAGUGACUUCCACAGUUUAGCGCCUUCGUCUUCUGUCUCUCCGCCCACCUCGCCUCUGUCGUCGUCUUCUUCCCUCUCUCCGCUUUCAUCUGUCGCGUCUUUCUCCUCUUCACCAACGAACGCCCUCCGGGAGCAAAGAGGAACGUGCCCUUUUCCGCCAGCGUGCGCUCGCAAGGUGCUGACUGAACUGAUAAAGACCGACGUCCCGCUCUACGUUGUCGAGCAAGCAGCCAGCUCGCUGGUACACUCAGUGCUCUCAAGCAUUUACCGCGUUCUGAGUCUCCUCCGCCAACGGGAGCUCGCUGACCUUCGCGUUGAACAUCUUGUUAAUCUUUUUUUCCUGCUCGAGAUCAUGCUUUUGGAGCGCUGUCAUGGGGUCAUCCACGCUGAUGGCAGCUCGCCUCGCGAUCCAGACGCUGUUGAGUCUCGCGGCGGAAAGCUGGUCUGUCUCUUUCAAGCGCUGUAG